AUGGCGCCGAAGCCCAUUCUCAUCUCCGGCGGCGGCAUCGCCGCGCUCCUUCUGGCGCACUACCUGCACCGCUCCCAUAUUCCCUUUCUCGUCUUUGAGCGGGAUGCGUCCAUCGUCUUCCGCGCCCAGGGCUACCGCCUGCGCCUCUCGGCCGGGGGUCUCGACGCCAUCGAGGCAGCCCUCGGCCCGGCGUCGUUUCAAAAGUUUUACGACGCCUGCGGCAAGACGGGCGGCGCCGGCGUCUCGGCCAUCGACCCGCUGACGGGCGAGACCCUCAGCAGCAGCAGCGCGCCGGCCGUGGGGCGCGAGCCGCUGGCGAGCCGGGACGGCAAGGUCGUCGGCAUCUCGCGCGGCGACAUGCGCAGGCUCUUCCUCGAGGGCCUCGAGGAUAAGGUGCGGUGGAGCCACCACGUCAAGGGCUACGCGAAGACGGACGGCGGCGUGCGUCUCGUCUUCGCCGACGGCAGCACGAGCGAGGAGGGCAGCCUGGUCGUCGGCGGCGAGGGCGUGCGCAGCGACGUGGCGCGGCAGCUCACCGACGGCGCCGUCAAGGUGUACGACCUCGGCGCGCGCGGCAUCCACGGCCAGGCGCCGACGACGGCGUUCCUGGGGCUCGGCGAGGGCGUGUUCCGCCUCGUCGACGACACGACGGAGCCCGACGACGGCAAGGUCUUUGUCAUCACCAACGUGCGCGCCGGCGACAUGCACGACCCCAACGUGGUCUUUGGGUGGACCAUGGUCGGUUCGCCGGGCGUCAUCAAGGCGCCGAGCGACGACUACACCAUGACGGGCGCACCGGCGGCCCGGAUUGCCAAGGCGCUGACGGCCCACUGGCACGAGCGCGUCAAGCCCCUGUUCGACAACAUGAACGAGCAGGAAGCGGCGUUUUGGAAGAUUUCGUGCUCGGACCCCAACGGCGUGCCCACGUGGGCGAACGAGCCGCGCGUGACCGUCAUUGGCGACGCCAUCCAUGCCAUGACGCCUGCUGGCGGCAACGGCGCGAACACGGCGGUGCGCGACGCGGCUCUGCUCGGCAGGCUCCUCGUUGAAGCCUGGGAGCGCGGCGACGGCGAGCACUGGCGGGGCGUGACCGAGGCGUACGAGAAGGAGAUGCGUGUAUACGGCAGCGAGGCGGUCAAGGAGAGCUUCGGACAGGCGACGAGCCUGUGGAAGGUCAAGAUUGACCUGGCGACGGCGCCGACGAUUAACGAGUACGUGGCGCCCAACUAG
Verticillium dahliae VdLs.17 is the source of this 1230-nucleotide messenger RNA. RefSeq lists its product as uncharacterized. The transcript has a single exon. Gene Ontology annotation, molecular function: FAD binding. The coding region runs from base 1 to 1230 and encodes 409 amino acids. Lineage: Eukaryota; Fungi; Ascomycota; Sordariomycetes; Glomerellales; Plectosphaerellaceae. The record is from RefSeq and is a predicted model, not a curated record.